CGCUUGUUGGGACAUCCAUUUUCUGCUGGAAUAGGAUAGGGUGUGCCCUCGACGCGAGUUUGAUCAAAACUCAGUGUCGCUAUUUUAUAGUUCAGAUUGAGUUAUAUAUCGAGUUCCCGAACAAUUUUGUGUGCCUCUUGAUUAAUUCAGGGCAGGAAUGGCUGCCAUCCGAAAGAAACUUGUCAUCGUCGGCGAUGGUGCUUGUGGUAAAACUUGCCUGUUGAUCGUCUUCAGCAAGGAUCAGUUCCCUGAAGUGUAUGUCCCUACUGUGUUUGAAAACUAUGUUGCAGACAUUGAAGUUGAUGGCAAACAGGUGGAGUUAGCAUUAUGGGAUACGGCUGGCCAAGAAGAUUACGACAGAUUGCGCCCAUUGUCUUACCCUGAUACGGAUGUGAUCUUAAUGUGUUUCUCUGUCGAUUCACCCGAUUCGUUAGAGAACAUUCCUGAGAAAUGGACACCUGAAGUCAAGCACUUUUGUCCUAACGUCCCUAUCAUUCUUGUCGGGAAUAAAAAAGAUCUUCGAAAUGAUCCCGCCACUAUUAAAGAAUUAGCCAAAAUGAAGCAGGAGCCAGUCAAGCCAGAAGAAGGCCGAGCCAUGGCGGAAAAAAUAAGCGCAUUUGCCUACCUUGAAUGCUCGGCUAAAAGUAAGGAAGGUGUCCGUGAAGUCUUCGAAACCGCUACGCGAGCUGCCCUUCAGGUGAAGAAGAAGAAGAAGCCCAAGUGUACCAUUUUGUGAAAGGUUGGAAUCGGGAGAGGAUAUGAAAACAUUUGCAUUGGCCUUUUUUUCUUCUAUGUGAAACCACCAACCAUCGGACGACCUUUUUCAGACGAUUUAUUCCUUUUGUGUUCGUCUCUUCGAUUAUUACUACAGCAACAAAUUUUCUUCUCCCAAUUUCUCGUAUAUUUCUGGUAAAUACAGUUGUUUCAAAUCCCGAA
Messenger RNA from Daphnia carinata, 936 nucleotides. RefSeq names its product ras-like GTP-binding protein Rho1 (gene Rho1). Gene Ontology annotation, molecular function: GTP binding; GTPase activity. The transcript is spliced from 5 exons. The coding region runs from base 158 to 736 and encodes 192 amino acids. NCBI's taxonomy places the organism in Eukaryota, Metazoa, Arthropoda, Branchiopoda, Diplostraca, Daphniidae. Gene Ontology annotation, biological process: small GTPase-mediated signal transduction; cell migration. The record is from RefSeq and is a predicted model, not a curated record.